AUUUUGACAAGUGAUAAACGUCUGUGCUGGUUGUUUCAAUAAAGAUGGCUGACGGUGAGAAAGAGGAGGCUAAAAACCUCCAAAUAGAAUUUGAGUGGGUGCUUCAUGUCGAAGUACACUCAGUUCUCAAGAAUCUCCACACACUUCUUGUGGAAUGUGCACAUCGUUUUCCAGUGCCAUUGUAUGGCAACGAUGGACGCAAACAGGACAAGUUCAUAUUGACCGUUCCACAAGAUCACUUGAAGUGUGUUGUAACAUUGACGGGUGAUAGUAUAUCCCAUGCUGACAUUAGUUUUAAGGUACAAAGAGCGCAAAAUACCGUUCAACGAACAUCCAUCAAUCAAGAUUCACCAUGGAAGCUUCAACAAGUACAGGAUGCAGCAAAUCAUCUACAACAAGCCAUACAUCACAUAGACAAUGUAGACAGCUCGUAUCAUUUUAAAUCAUCUGACGAAGUUUUACACAUUUUGAGCAAUAUUUUGGGCGCAUUACAACGUGGUCGAACAUCACUAGUCAUUCCCAAAAAGAAACCGAUCGACGAGCUCAUGAAAAGUAGAAACAUGAAAUCAUUGGCACCCAACCUUCCAGACGAUUUGGCAAUCAGUUUCUAUUUACAAAGCCAUAAAUUGAUUUUUGCUGUGUAUCAAUUGACAAACAUUCAGGGAACUAUGAAAUUCGAUUCCUCUCAAGCCGAAUGCUCCGUACCGUGGUUAAAUGAAGUCUUGGUAUUGUUUACCGUGGCGCUGCAAUUGUGCCAGCAAUUAAAAGACAAAAUAUCGGUAUUUUCUCAGUAUAAAGACUUUACAGUUGGAUCUCGAUCACCGUCAGCUCUAUCUUACUGAAAACAAUGAAAACGAAACCAGAUUGUGGAAGAAAGAGAGCUUGCAGAACGCGGAUGUUAUAUAUUGAUGCAAACCAAGAAAAUCUUUUCUGGUUUGUUUUUUUUUUUUUAUUUCGGUUAUCAAUUAUACCGUCAAAGUUCGAGUAUUGACAGAAAAAAUAGAAACUGUUGGCAUACAUUAAAGGAAAUGCUGUUGACAUACAUCAUCUACAACAAAACAACAUUAUGGUAUUGAACAAUAAACAGAAAAAGAAGAAAAACAAAGAACGAAAUCAUAGAUUAAGUUAAAGUAAAAAAAAAACGGAAAAAGAAUUGAACAAUCUCAAAAUACAAUGUGCUUGAAACCUUUAAAUGGAUUUGGAGAGAGAGAGAUGGAGAAAAACAAAAUGAUCUGAACAAACCAAGUCGAUACCAAAAUAAUAGUAACGAGAAAAGAAAUAUAAUGUCAGAUGGUCAUUAUUUUGUUUGAGAUUAGCGUAAAUUCAUCAUAAAAUGAUCUAAUGCGGUUUAAAAAAAAAAAAAUGUUUAUCCAAUGAUGAACACUGUUUAUGACUUCAGACAAAUUUAACCAGUCGCAUUGCAAAUGAAAAUCAUGCUGGAUGUCAAUCAUCCACAAUUAACUUAUUUUAAAAUAUUAUUUUAAAGAAAAACAAAAUGAAUCCAUAAGAAACAUACACACACAAAGAACACACACUUAGCACAUGCAAAUCGCAUCGCAUACUUAAUCAUUCAUUUGCGAACCAGCAAACAAAAAAAAAACACUUAUGUAAGCAAAUUGUACAUAUAUAUCUAUAAUUAUUUUUUUUUUUUUUUGAUGCAAAUCAAAAAGCAGAAACUUAUGAUUUUAUUAAUCUAUUUAAAUAUUAUUUAUUGACAAACUAUUGUACAUACAAAAACGAAAAAAAGUUAUUGUCCGCACUCUUUUUUCUUCUUCUCUUUU
Molecule: messenger RNA, 1781 nt
Organism: Contarinia nasturtii (swede midge)
Lineage: Eukaryota; Metazoa; Arthropoda; Insecta; Diptera; Cecidomyiidae
Gene: rogdi
Product: protein rogdi
Exons: 7
Coding region: 45-842 (265 amino acids)
Cellular component (GO): RAVE complex
Source: RefSeq, a predicted model, not a curated record